AUGUUUGUUUCGCCGAAAACUCUUCGCGAAUAUUGUUUCGAUUUUCUGCGCCUUUCGCUCGAAUGCGCGGUGACGUCAUCGCCGGCCUCUCCCGCUCUCCCUCUCAGCGCCGCUCUCGUCGAGGAAUUGCUGCAAACGCUGUCCGAACACCACUUGACGGACGACGUUCUCCUCCAACCCCUCUUCGCGUCGACGCCGUUGUCUCGCGUUUGCAUCGAAGACGCGUCGCUUCUGACCACUCGUUCGCUGCGCUCUCUCCGCUCUCACGCGCUGAAAGAGCUCCGGGUGUCGCGACUUUCGAAAUGCACGAUAAACGAGUUGAUUGGCUGUUUGGGCGACCAAUCGCUGCAACGACUGCGACUCCUCGACGUGUCGCGCUCUGCCUUCACUUCGGCCAAUCAGUUCUGCGUCGUGAUAGGUCUGGCGAAACUGCGAUCCCUGCGCGCGCUCGACGUCUCGCACACCGACUUCAACGCUCACGGCCUUGAGAUCGUGGUGGACGACCUUCCGCUCAUCCAAUCGCUCAACAUCUCCGCCACGCGCGUCAAAGACAUCUCCGCCCUCCGUCGCUAUGGCAACCGUCUGCGGGCGCUCGCGCUCUACAACCUGAAGUGCGACGACCAGUGGAUGACGACAAUCCGCGAAUUGCCACAACUCGCGCUUCUGGACGUCUCGGACGACACCGACAACCCGUUGGACGCGCUGUCGUCGCGCAAACACGACUUUCUGCGCCCUCUGCUGGACACUGAGUUCGCGCGCCUGCAGUCGCUCGACAUCUCCGGCAGAGGCGACACUUUCGACGCGCGCUCUUUGGCGCGCUUUCUGCAGAGAAGGAAACUGGACUUUCUGGGAGUCAUGGCGACGCAACUCGCGUUCGACGACGCGCUCCUCGCCUGCGCGGACAUGGCGGUCGCGGGCAGCGCUUCCGAGGCGCAGAUCCUCCUGGCGCUGCACCGGUACGAAGCGCGCGCCAACUUCGUGCAGAAGUCGCUCUUCCACCUCUACGCGCUGACGCAUGCGUUCUCCGACGCGAAGCCCGACGUCAUCGCCGCGAUUGUGCGCCCGAUGCGACGCCACCUGGCGGUGAUCUCUGUGCAGAUGGCGGCCACGGCGUGUCUCUACAACCUGACCAAGAACGACCAUGGCGACCGUCUCCAUCCACACGUGCUGCGCGCUGUCGUGGAAACGACGCUCCUGGCGAUGGCCGCGCACCCCAACAACCAGCAGUUGCAGAAGAACGCGCUCCUCACCCUCUGUUCGGAUCGCGUGCUCCAAGACGUGACCUUCGACCGCUUCCACUGCACGCAACUCGUGCUGGACUCUCUCGUGGCGUUCAAGGACGCGGCCAUGAACCGCAUGUCGGUCGCCAUCGUGUCCAUCCUGGCCGCCAAGAUCUCCACCGCAGAGACGAGUGUGUUGGGCGCGCGCCCGCACUACAUGGAGGCGCUGCUGGCCAUUGUGCGCACGCGCGUGGCGGACGGCGGCCACAACGACCUGAUGCUGAAGUUCACUUUGAGCGCCCUCUGGAACCUGACGGACGAAUCGCCGAAAACGUGUCAAAUGUUUCUCUCGAAGCGCGGAAUGGAUCUCUAUCUGCGCGUCCUCAACACGUUCCCCGGCGAGUGCGCGGUGGAGACCAAAGUGUUGGGUCUGGUCAACAACAUCGCCGAAGUGCGCGAACUGCGGCACAACCUCCUCGACGUGCAUUUCCUGCGCGUUCUGCAACAACUGAUGCGUUCGCCCCAAAUCGACGUCUCUUACUUCGCCGCCGGCAUCUUCGCGCACUUGUCGUCCGACGGCCAGCAGUUGCAGGAGUUGCCGGACGUUCUCAACGAACUCGUGAGUCAUUCACAGGUCAUUGAACUCCCUCUAAUCACGUGUCUCCCUAAGGUGGAAGUGGUGCUCUCGUGGCAGACGCCCGACAUCGAGAUGGUGGCCUACCGCUCCUUCGUGCCCUUCCUCCCGCUCCUCCAGUGCGCGCAAUGUCCGGCCGUCCAGUUGUGGGCCAUUUGGGCGAUCCAUCACGUGUGCUCCAAAAACCCCAAACGCUAUGUGGAGAUGUUGGUGGCGGAAAAGGGCGCGCAAACCAUUCACGCCAUUUGGGAGCAGAGCGCGGAGGCGGAGGAGAGCGCGCUUUCGCAGUAUUAACUGCUGGCCGUGAAGGACAUCCUCCGCCUCCUCUCCUAUUCCUCUGCGCUCGUGUUCGCCGCUUUGGCCGCAAUCCUCCGAAACCAGCUUUUGGUGGCCUUCUUCGCGCUUCUCCUCUCUCUCGCGCUUCUAAUCCACGUCUUCACUCCAAUCCUGAUUCCCGAAUCCGUUGUUGUCUUUGCGGUCAUUGACCUCUCGUUGGCCGCCCUUUACGCGCAUUUCCUGCAAUAA
Medioppia subpectinata is the source of this 2379-nucleotide messenger RNA. Lineage: Eukaryota; Metazoa; Arthropoda; Arachnida; Sarcoptiformes; Oppiidae. The record is from the annotation of a GenBank genome assembly.